AUGCGUCUCUCGCUCAUUGUAACCCUCUCUUCGGCUCUUGCCGUUGCGGCCACUCCCCUUCCCGGCCUGUCUCAUGAUAAGGCUCAGGAGAUGAAGCAAGGCCUGGCCCACAUGGCAGCCGCCCUCGACACCGACAACUGUUAUGUCGCCAAGGCUCAACUGGGUGUCCUCAAGCACUCGUUUGUCGACGGGAUUGUUGAGGGCCAUGUCGAAGAUGAGGAGGAACUUGUGAAGUUUAUCACUCGGGAAGAGGGCCAUGCCAUCCUGAAGAAGGUGCAGCAAAUUCGGGACGGAGGGAGCGUCCACGCAAGGGAACUCAUCGAUAACAUACCUCCUGGGCCCCAGAAACCCCAAGGCCCGACGAGUCCAGAAGGCGGAAAAGCUGGGAAGAGCGGCCCUAAAGGCUCCAAGGGCCGUAAGGGCAAAGGCCGGAAAGGUAAAGGCAAAGGCAAAGGCAAGGGUAAGGGCCGCAAGGGGAAGGGUCGGGACCCCAGGGAUGACGACAUCUCUGCCUCUGAGACCGAGCUUCUCAACACCGCCAAGCUUCCCUGUGGGUCGAGCAGAAGGAUCCUCAAAGUUGUUCGCAACUUCAUCGCCGAGGUCCCCAAGACUGGGAAGACAACCGAUGGGAAGAGCGUCUACUACGUUCACCCAACCGACGAGCGUGACCUCCGGCGCAAGAUUGUCAAGGCCGCUACGUCGCGGCGAUAUUGA
Messenger RNA from Scedosporium apiospermum, 714 nucleotides. RefSeq lists its product as uncharacterized. Lineage: Eukaryota; Fungi; Ascomycota; Sordariomycetes; Microascales; Microascaceae. The record is from RefSeq and is a predicted model, not a curated record. Bases 1 to 714 code for a protein of 237 amino acids. The transcript is spliced from 2 exons.